AAAUAAACGUCAUUUCUUUCAUAAUAUUGUCAUAAUGACAUUUUCACCGACAUUAUUUUGAGCAUCGUAUCCCAAAAUCUAAGUUACCGGGAAGAAUGGCGCAAAAAUGCUCCCAGGCCGCAUUCAAGAGCGUGAGACCAAUGAUGUCCGCCAAUGGCAGCGAAGCUCACCGGCGAGUCAUCGCCCUGUACAAAACCGUGUAUCGCUACAUCCCUUAUAUAGUGAAAUAUUACGAUAUUCCUAAAAAUGAAAAUGAAGUCCGCUUGAAAUUGCGAGAACAGUUCUACAAGAACGCUUGCAUCACAGAUAUAAGAGUUAUUGAUCUACUGGUUAUCAAGGGCUGCAUGGAAUUUAAAAUCAAAAACUCUUGGGUACUGAAGGGCCGCCUGUUCUCCUACUGGAACCCGACCAUAGAACCCAAGCCUUGCGACUUUCUCAACAAGUUCCUGGCCGGAAUGGAACCUUAAGAGCGUUUACAUUAUCCGAUCCGAUAUCGAUUGUAGGAAUAAUUUCAAACUUUUCAAAGGCAAACAUGGCGCCUUUAAAAUAUAGGAUAUCGGUACAUCCGAUAUCGGAUCGGAUAAUAUGAAACGCACUAAGACGUUUGUGACAUGCUCUUGUGAUCUCUACCACCAUUCGCCUUCAUAUUCACCAUUACCUAAGCAAUAGAUUACAUAAAUAUAAACAAGUGA
Molecule: messenger RNA, 692 nt
Organism: Leguminivora glycinivorella
Lineage: Eukaryota; Metazoa; Arthropoda; Insecta; Lepidoptera; Tortricidae
Product: NADH dehydrogenase [ubiquinone] 1 alpha subcomplex subunit 6-like
Biological process (GO): response to oxidative stress
Source: RefSeq, a predicted model, not a curated record